Ostrea edulis (European flat oyster) is the source of this 6340-nucleotide messenger RNA. RefSeq names its product BTB/POZ domain-containing protein 6-like. Gene Ontology annotation, molecular function: protein binding. NCBI's taxonomy places the organism in Eukaryota, Metazoa, Mollusca, Bivalvia, Ostreida, Ostreidae. Gene Ontology annotation, biological process: neurogenesis. Bases 104 to 1447 code for a protein of 447 amino acids. Gene Ontology annotation, cellular component: cytosol. The transcript has 3 exons. The record is from RefSeq and is a predicted model, not a curated record.
AUCAUUGUUUGUUUACAUCCGAUUCUAUUUUCAGACACCGUGCAGUGACCACAGACUGACAGAAGCUGAGAGUGGAAAGACUGUUGAACAGAGGUAGACCAGUAUGGACCGAGAAUGGCAGCUGGGGAAGACCCUGGCGGAGUGUAACUGGUACAUGCUUGACAACCAAAUAGAUUGUGAUGUCACCUUCCGAGUGGGUGAGGCUAGGGAGAUGGUCAUGGCACACAAAUAUGUGCUGGGCAGUCGCAGCGCAGUGUUCUAUGCCAUGCUGUAUGGACCCAUGGCAGAGAAAGGUGGCAUCUUUAUCACAGAUAUGGAGCCUCACACUUUUAAGAGUCUGUUGAGAUACAUUUAUACAGAAGAGGCAAUGUUAUCAGGGGACAAUGUUUUGGCUGUAAUGCAUGCUGCCAACAAGUAUGCUAUGGUUGGUCUCGAGGAUAAAUGUGUCAAUUUCCUUAUGCAGAAUCUCACAGCAGAAAAUGUCUGCUCUGUUCUGGAAAGUGCUCACUGCUUCAACAAGGAGUCGGUUUUGAGCCACUGUGUGGAAUUCAUCAAAGACAGUCCUGGGGCAUUUGAGACUGAUAACUUUCUCUCCCUCUGUUCUGAAUGUCUUCGGAAAGUGCUAUUGUUGGAUGAUUUGGUUAUGGAUGAGGAAGAGAUUUUCCAUCGAGUAAUGGAAUGGGCUUCUGUGCAGUGUCAGAAUUUACAUUUAGACAACAAUGGGGUCAACAAAAGAAAUGUUUUAGAAAACUGCUUGUAUUGUAUUAGAUUCCCUAUCAUGAGAAUGGCUUUCUUUAAUGAGAUAGUUUGUAAGACUGACAUUUUGUCAGAAAGAGAAAUAGAAGAUGUGACAAGGCAAAUGGCAGAAGUGAAAAUUUGUCAGACUAAAUUCUGUGUUCGAAAACGCAGAGGUACAGAUUUGUACAGCUGCAAAAGAUUCUCGUAUGAUAGAAUUGACUUGAAAUGGGGGCGCAAGACAGGGAGGAUAGACUUUUAUGUCGAUGUUCAGAUCAUUUUGACAGGGCUCUUACUGUAUGGAGGACAUGGGACUGAUUCCAAUAGACCUUAUGUGUAUGCUGCACUGGAAGACAGUGAUCAUGAUCAAGUCUUAACAGAUGUUACAAAACAAGUCAGUGUUGAACCAGAAAAAACAAUCUUCAAAUUGAAAUUCCCAAGGUCAAUCCGACUUGAGCCGGAUGUUCGGUACUCGGUGUUUGUCCAGAAGGAAGGCUGGGAUAGCCACUGGGGUGAUGCAGGCAUGGCCAGUGUUGUGACACAAGACGUCAAUUUCUACUUCUUAACAACAUACAAAUCAGAACAAACCAAUCGAGCACGCGGUCUGAUUCCGGGUUUGUUGUUCACGAAGGGGUAUCCGACAAACACAGACCACGAAUCUUUGGGAGUGAAGAGGAAGCACGAUGAAUCUGUACACUUCAGUGCUUGUUAGGAUUUGUUGCUAAUUUGUAUAAAUUUAUUUUUCUGUAUGUUUUUGAUGACACUUAAAUGACCCUUCCCCCCAAUUUUCCAGUUGUCAUUUAAUUGUGACCAGCUUUAAAAACCACUUCAUUUUUUUUUCACUUGUAGUCCACUAAAGAAUGGAAACCUUAAUAUUAUCAUUUUAAUCAGAUUGUAGAAUUCGAUGGUUAUCUUCUAGUUGAUUUGGACUUAGUCUCAUUUCAGUUAAUAUACACGAUAACCUUAAUUUCAGUUGCUGAUUACCUUGACUCGGGCUAAGUGUCAUACACAUGCUUUUUUUCUCUGUGUGUUUAUAAAUAUUUACUCCCCUUCCAGAGUAUUCAAAGGUGCCAUAAUGACGAGUAACUGAAAAUAUGCUUCUUGUAUUACGUGCAAUUGUGGUUGUAAAUACAGUUGAACUUCUCGAACACCGAUAUCUUGAAUACCAUGGAUAUGUUGAAGUGAUUCGAAAGUCCCACCCACUUAUUCUAAUAAGUAUUUUACCCUCAAUAUUUCGAAUCUUCAGAUAUCUCAAAGUUUUUUUCUUGAUCCCGUCGAGUUCGAGAUUACACUGUUUACUAUGUUUAUAGGAUGAGUGGUUUUGAUUGUUGUAAAGUACAUUAUGUCAUUUAGGAUUGACCACUAGUCCUUUGAUACAAUAUUUGUAUUGAUAGAUUUUCAUAGGCUACAGUCUUAUUCUGGAUCAGAGGUUGUGUUUAAUAUGAAAUAUAUGUAAAUGACCAAAUUUGAAAAAGUGGACAUUUCUGCAGAGAACCAGGCCAAUACCAGCUAUAAUUGUCUUGUAUAGAAUUCCACAAGCUGACAUUUUGGCAGGGAAAUUUUGGCAUGUAGUAAUGGUAUCAAGCUUAUAUUAUCAAAUGAUAACAACUUUAUUUCAAUUCAUUCUAUUUAAUUUUUAAGACACCUCAGGGUUGAUAUAGUUAGGGAGUCUUGGUUUUUCUUUUUGAUGUAAUUCAUCUCUGGGUAUGGGUUUAAUGUAAGUUUAUAUCUUAAUAUUUUUUGCAUUUAAGUUAAAAUAGGGAUUUUCAUGAAAUUGAAUUAUCUCUAGAGUUCCUAAAAGUCCACAAAAAUGUAGAAAAAAACCCACUCCUUGUGUACUUUACUGGGUUAGGGAAAGUCCACCUUGAACGAGAUUCACAGUGUAGGAACUCAAUAUAGCUCGUCCCCUCGAACGAGAUUCACUGUGUAGGAACUCAAUAAAACUUGUCCCCUCAUUGGAUUUUAUCCCAUACUAAUGAAGGAUUCUAUUCGAGUAUAUCAUUGACUCGGGUAUCACUGCCACGGUUUUCAGUUUGCUUUGGUCCUCAAAAACUCUUAGUUGUCAGACUGAAUACCCCUUUGACUGCAUAGAUAGGGAAUGUGCAUGUAGUGCUAGGCUAUAGAAAAGUUUGUAGGAUAUGAGAGAGGGUGUGUGCCCUUUUUCAUACAUUCUGUUUGUGGCAAUGCAUGUCAUUUCUUGCCUUGUUCUCAAUAAUUUUCUCCUUUUUAGCUCACCUGUUUGUUCAUGACACUUGAGUUUUGGGUGGAGCAUCAUAGUUUUACAGAGCAAUAGAUGAUACUUUUUUUUUUUUUUUUUUUUUUUUUUUUUUAAAUCUUCUCGAUGACCACUUGGGUACAAUUUGUGAAAUUACUAUGCAAGAAAGAUUGUUAACACCAAGGCUAUUUGGGUCAUAACUGAUUGUGAUCAAAUAUGAUUGCUUAGGUGAGUGAAGUGGCACAUAGAGCCCGUUUUCUCUUGUACUGUCAUUAAUGACCACCAAAGCCAGGGAUUUUCUCAUUGUUUUAGUUGGAAUAUAUUUUGACAGUUUUUGUUAUUAGUUUUAUUAUUAUACAUUGGUGUCUUUCAGUAUAUUUUGAUUUAGUUUGCUGAUGUGUAUAGAGUAUUUUUACUUACAUUAUAGUGUGUACUUUCUUGUUCGGAAAUUACCAAGCAUGAAAAAAUUGUUAAAUUAUCACCACAAAUGAGGAGAGUAACAAUUGUAAAAUGUAUCCAGUAUAAUUCCUAUUUAUUUCCAAAUUAUAGUCCCAGUUUCAGCAUCUUAAAAUUUGUUUUUCAGCUUUCUAGAAUUUGACACUGUGUACUCAGUAAAACUAUUGAUUCUGAGCCUAUUUUUAUAAUUUUCCUUACGUACUCUGUACAUUGCAUGUAGAAUCCAACACAAAAUCUCUCUCGGAGCAUAUUAGACAAGUCUUACAGUAGAAUAUUUAUGAAAAUGGUGUACAUUAUAUAACAGGGUUCAACACUUACAGAUAUUGAUGGGCCGAUAGAGAUAGUCUGUCCUAUAUUUAGCAAAAUGAUAGAACUUUACGAGAGCUUUCAUGAAACUCUUAAUAUGCAACCCUUUUUUGGGGAGGGGGGGGGGGGGGGUGUAGUGUUUAUUAAACACAUCUUAUUACAUUUUUCUUUUGCAAUUUAUUUGAAUAGUAAAGGAAGAACUGCUUAUAAAAUUUAUGAUUUUCCAUUGCUUUGUUACUUUUUCUUUCUGCAAUAAAUGCCACCGAAGAAUCACUUCAAAAUCACCAUGAUUACCAUGCACCAGUAAUACUUGCUGAAUUUAAUACAUAACAACAACCCAACCCCCCAAAUUAUUCACUUAAAUUAACUGCUGCAAGCAAACUGUGGAUAUCUACUAGUUUGUCUGCAUGCAGCUGUUUGCAAUAAAUAUACCUGGUACAAGGAAAAUGUCUUGUUUACAGAAUUAAAUAAUAUGCAGGAUAAGGAAAAUGUCUUGUUUACAGAAUUAAAUAAUAUGCAGGAUACUGCAACAUUUUGACAGUUGUCAAAUUCAGUGAAUCAUUGGUUCAGAGCAAUCAGCUGACACUGAAAGGAUUCUAUAUAGGUUCAACUUUGUAACUCUUACACAUGCAUUUUAUAGUACAUCUGGAGUCCUUGUACUCAAGUGUACUUUUUAUACGGGACAUUUUGGUACAUCAAGGUCUGUAAGUCCAUCCCGCCCAUCUGUUUCUAUUUUCAGUUUUUUGUCACCUAUCCAGUUGAAACUUGCUAUUUAGCUUCUUUGUGGGUCACUCUAGAUCAUUUUGCAAUUUUGACUUCUCUUGGAGGAGUUUUGCCCCUUUAUUUGAAAAUUAAACUUAUAUGGAGGGUACAUAAUUUUUUCUGGCUAACUCCUCUCAGUUUUCAAGUGAAGACGUUAUUUUACAGUGUUUAUAUGGGUAUUGAAAAUAUGCAUGCGGCAAGGAUUUUGAUUUUCUUCAAUUUUUGAGAAAAUUACAUGUUGAACUUAAGUUUUGAGGAAAUACUAUGAAGAGGGUACAUGAUUUGUCUAACUCCUCCCCCAGUUUUCUAGUGAGGACCUUCUUAGUCUACAGAAUGUUUGUAUAAGUAUUGAAGAUGUGCAUGUGACAAGGACAAAUAUCUUUGAAAGAACCCAAUGCUUGACAAACAUUAACUGUGAUACACUGAUACAGCCUAAGGAAUAGAUAACCCCUAUUGAUUUUUUUUAAGGUCUAAAGGUCCAAUAGGACAGUGAGAUAUUGUCUACUCAUAUCUUGAGAACCCUUUGCUUGACAAACAUCAAAUGUGAUACACUGAUUCAGCCUAAGGAAUAGGUGACUCCUAUUGAUUUUUUUAAGGUCUAAAGGUCCAAUAGGACAGUAAGAUAUUGUCUACUCAAACUUAGUACAUUGGUUCCUCCUAAGAAGUAGAUGUUCUAUAUCGAGUUUGAGGCGACAAGAACAAACUGGACAUGGGACCUUUUCUUGACAGACAUCAGUUCGUACACUGGUUCUAUCUAAUGAAUAGACGACUCCUAUUGAUCUGAGGUCAAAAGUGAAACUACUCUGGACGUAAUCUCGAGAAACCUUUUCUUGACCGACAUUAAACUUGGUACACUGGUGCCCCCUAGAGAAGAUGGCCCCAAUUGGUUUUUAAUUCACAAGGUUGAAGGUCAUGAUUCAAAUGACUGGUUAUUUAGAAAUGUUUGCUCAGUAUCUUGAGAGAUUUUAACAUAUUACAGUUACCCCUAACUAGUAUAUAACCUAUAUUUUUCACUAUCACUACUAUUCUAAAUGUAAAGUUAAUCCUUUUCAAUGUUGCCCUGUGGGAGGGUUAUAUAUGUUUUUAAAACAUUUCUUGUUACUUGCAGUUCUGAAUGUGCAGUCCAUUGAAACUUGAUAAAAAGAAAAAAAUAGAUACUAGAUCAUUAAAGUGGACACAGGUUUUGAUCGAGUCCACUUUCUACAAGACUUGGUCCUCGGCCACAGAUAUAUAUUGGCCAACUAAAUGAUAAACGUCAAAGGCUGCAAUGACAUCAAACUAGGCCCUAUCCGAUAUCUCACCAGGAGAUAGCAGACAGAAAGACUUGUUUUGAAGAUCAGCUUAUAAGUGAAAUGCGAAAACGAAAGUAGAAAUUCAACUGAUGACAAAUUAGCACUACAUCUACAUGACUGUAUGCUUGACACUUUAAGAAUAACCAUCCAUGGCUUUUACCAUAUUCCCAUUUAUUUGUUGGAACAAAAUACCUGCAAUGUGUAAAUUGCCACCUCAUACAUUAUAGAAAGUAGAACAAGAAAUUUAAAUACUUUGAAUUUUUAUUUCAUGCUAUCAAGUAAACAAGUUGAAAUUCAUCAUACACAUGUUUCAAAGGUGGAAAGCUUUUUAACUUGGAAGGAAAUAUAAAAGUUAAUGCAUGUAAAAACAGAUUGAAAGUGCUAGUAUAGUCCCUUUUAAUGACCACAUUCAAUUUGACAAUUAACUUGUGACUUAAAUGUUCUAUACAAUUAUAUACAUAAUUAUGUAUUGCGUUAUCUAUGUCCACUUUAAGAGUUGUGCUGCAUUUUUAAUUACAUGUAAUGUUAUAAAUGAAGAAUUUAAAAAAAAUUAAUAAACUUGUACUGCAAUUCA